Molecule: messenger RNA, 1599 nt
Organism: Homo sapiens (human)
Lineage: Eukaryota; Metazoa; Chordata; Mammalia; Primates; Hominidae
Gene: PTGR1
Product: prostaglandin reductase 1
Exons: 10
Coding region: 56-1045 (329 amino acids)
Biological process (GO): prostaglandin metabolic process
Cellular component (GO): cytoplasm
Molecular function (GO): 2-alkenal reductase [NAD(P)H] activity; leukotriene B4 12-hydroxy dehydrogenase activity; oxidoreductase activity
Source: RefSeq, marked reviewed
GCAGUCCCAGCCGCCUUCCCCAGGCAGUGGAACCUUCGGGCUCCUGAGCUUCAGGAUGGUUCGUACUAAGACAUGGACCCUGAAGAAGCACUUUGUUGGCUAUCCUACUAAUAGUGACUUUGAGUUGAAGACAGCUGAGCUCCCACCCUUAAAAAAUGGAGAGGUCCUGCUUGAAGCUUUGUUCCUCACCGUGGAUCCCUACAUGAGAGUGGCAGCCAAAAGAUUGAAGGAAGGUGAUACAAUGAUGGGGCAGCAAGUGGCCAAAGUUGUGGAAAGUAAAAAUGUAGCCCUACCAAAAGGAACUAUUGUACUGGCUUCUCCAGGCUGGACAACGCACUCCAUUUCUGAUGGGAAAGAUCUGGAAAAGCUGCUGACAGAGUGGCCAGACACAAUACCACUGUCUUUGGCUCUGGGGACAGUUGGCAUGCCAGGCCUGACUGCCUACUUUGGCCUACUUGAAAUCUGUGGUGUGAAGGGUGGAGAAACAGUGAUGGUUAAUGCAGCAGCUGGAGCUGUGGGCUCAGUCGUGGGGCAGAUUGCAAAGCUCAAGGGCUGCAAAGUUGUUGGAGCAGUAGGGUCUGAUGAAAAGGUUGCCUACCUUCAAAAGCUUGGAUUUGAUGUCGUCUUUAACUACAAGACGGUAGAGUCUUUGGAAGAAACCUUGAAGAAAGCGUCUCCUGAUGGUUAUGAUUGUUAUUUUGAUAAUGUAGGUGGAGAGUUUUCAAACACUGUUAUCGGCCAGAUGAAGAAAUUUGGAAGGAUUGCCAUAUGUGGAGCCAUCUCUACAUAUAACAGAACCGGCCCACUUCCCCCAGGCCCACCCCCAGAGAUUGUUAUCUAUCAGGAGCUUCGCAUGGAAGCUUUUGUCGUCUACCGCUGGCAAGGAGAUGCCCGCCAAAAAGCUCUGAAGGACUUGCUGAAAUGGGUCUUAGAGGGUAAAAUCCAGUACAAGGAAUAUAUCAUUGAAGGAUUUGAAAACAUGCCAGCUGCAUUUAUGGGAAUGCUGAAAGGAGAUAAUUUGGGGAAGACAAUAGUGAAAGCAUGAAAAAGAGGACACAUGGAAUCUGGAGGCCAUUUAGAUGAUUAGUUAAUUUGUUUUUCACCAUUUAGCAAAAAUGUAUACUACCUUAAAUGUCUUAAGAAAUAGUACUCAUAAUGAGUUUGAGCUACUUAAUAAAAUACAUUUAAGUGGUAUGUAAUUAGUGAUGGAGGAUGGAAGUUUCAAAGUCAACAACAACCAGUCACCUCACUGUUCACUACAGCUUCUUCUGAGUUGUGGUAGAAAAUAAUGGCUUUGAAGUGUGAAAAUUUUCCAAACACUGUAUGUUUUCAUUCAUAAGUGGGAGCUGAACAAUGAGAACACAUGGACAUAGGGAGGGGAACAACACACGCUGGGGCCUGUGGAAGCCGGGGUGAGGGAGGGAGAGCAUCAGGAUAAAUAGCUAAUGCCUUCGGGGGCUAAUACCUAGGUGAUGGGUUGACAGGUGAAGCAAACCAUCAUGGCACACGUUUACCUAUGUAACAAACCUGCACAUUCCACACAAUUAUCCCGGAACUGAAAAUAAAAUAAAAUUAAAUUAAAAAAAAAAGUUAGCCGGG